Molecule: messenger RNA, 1909 nt
Organism: Protopterus annectens (West African lungfish)
Lineage: Eukaryota; Metazoa; Chordata; Ceratodontiformes; Protopteridae
Gene: CAMKK1
Product: calcium/calmodulin dependent protein kinase kinase 1
Exons: 15
Coding region: 208-1605 (465 amino acids)
Biological process (GO): intracellular signal transduction; positive regulation of protein kinase activity; protein phosphorylation
Cellular component (GO): cytoplasm
Molecular function (GO): ATP binding; calmodulin binding; calcium/calmodulin-dependent protein kinase activity
Source: RefSeq, a predicted model, not a curated record
CAGGGAGAUUGUGAGAGAAGGAGGCUGUGCCAGGCAGAGCGCGCGCCAGGACCGCUCGUGGAGACAGCCCAGGUAGAAAAACGUGAGACUACAAUGUGAGGAGAGUCUUGUGUUCCCGUAAACUACAAAGGGAUAUUAAACGGAAGUAUUCAUGCCAGCAUUUUCCAGACUACGGAAGUUGUGUCGUUCUGUAGUUGUCAGUCAGUAAUGUCAGAUCUGAUGAACGCUCCUCUGAGAAAUGCCAUGGAUGCUGCUCCAGAGACUUGCACAGAUGCUGAAGCUGAACUGGCUGAGGGAGUGGCCACUAUGGAUGUUGCCACAGAAUCCAGUAGUGGUGAUCCAUCACUAAGGAAUGAUCAACAACAGUACAACAGCAAUAGUAUCACUCAUGCAAGUACAGUGACAGACUCACACAUUAAUGGGAUACAUACUAGAACCAAGGCAGACUCAUCUGCUUUUCCAAACAGAAACACAGAUCAGAUGACUUUUCCAAAAAAAACAUCUACAAGGCCUAGGCUGUCGAGUAGAAAGUACUCCCUUCAGGAACGAACUUCAGAAAGCUAUCUUUCAUCAGCUGGUGCCCCUUGUUCAGGUGGGUCUUCUACCCACAUUUCACCUCGAAUAUUCAGAAGACCAACAAUUGAAUCCAAUAGAAUUUCCAUAUCUGAUGCACAGGACUGUGUGCAGUUAAAUCAGUACAAGCUGAAAACUGAAAUCGGAAAGGGCUCUUAUGGUGUCGUUAAAUUAGCUUACAAUGAAAAUGAUGACAAGUAUUAUGCCAUGAAAGUUCUUUCUAAGAAAAAGUUAAUGAAACAAUAUGGAUUUCCACGACGACCUCCUCCAAGGGGAGCCAAGUCUUCCUCUGGUGAACAGCCAAAGCAGUUGGGCCCAUUAGAAAGGGUCUACCAAGAAAUAGCUAUUUUAAAGAAAUUAGACCAUCCCAACAUAGUCAAGCUUGUAGAGGUGCUGGAUGACCCCUCAGAAGACAACUUAUACAUGGGUGCUGGGGAGAUGAUGGCCAAGAAAAGGCAUAUUAAAAAACUUGGUUUUGUUGAUUUAGACGAGAUUUUGGGCAAGCCAGUUUUGACUUUGGCAUUAGAUGUCUGGGCCAUAGGAGUAACCCUUUACUGCUUUGUCUUUGGAAAGUGCCCUUUCAUAGAUGACUAUAUCCUGUCUCUUCACAACAUGAUCAAAAACAAAUCAGUGGAAUUUUCUAAUACGCCAGAGAUAAGUGAAGAGCUUAAAGAUCUUAUCCUAAGGAUGCUGGAUAAAAACCCUGAAAAUAGGAUAACAAUUCCAGAAAUUAAGUCACAUGUGUGGGUCACACAGAAUGGAACAGAGCCACUGCCUUUGGAGGAAGAGCAUUGCACAGCCGUAGAGGUGACAGAGGAGGAAAUCCAAAAUUCAGUGAAGCUUAUCCCAAGCCUGUCAACUGUGAUUUUAGUCAAGUCAAUGCUGCGGAAGCGAUCAUUUGGGAACCCUUUUGAGUGGCAGACUAGGAGAGAAGAGAGGUCUAUGUCAGCCCCAGGGAACCUAUUAAUAAAGCAGAGCAGUGGUGAAGGGUCAGAACUACCUGAUGUUCGUGAAGAUGAAGUCACCUCCUGAGCCGCUCCAUGUGGUGUUCCAAUUCAUUUCAAGGCUGCUAACUUUUUCUGUGUGUUAUUUCAUGUUAUGGGAACCACCAUCAUGAACCAAAGCUUAAAAUGUGAAUUUAGGAAGCAUCAUUUAAAAUAAUGUGUAAAGGCAAACACGUUUACAUGUACAAAUGGAAUGCUGUUACAUAUUAUUGCCUGUUUGUAUGAAAUGUAUAUGUUGUCUUUGUGUGCUAUACCCAUGUCUUGUCAUUAUAUUUCCUUAGUCGCAUGUUGUAUACAAUAUAAACCAUGGUUACUUGGUGAUGAGUAUCUUA